Messenger RNA from Paramisgurnus dabryanus, 793 nucleotides. RefSeq names its product coiled-coil domain containing 12 (gene ccdc12). Lineage: Eukaryota; Metazoa; Chordata; Actinopteri; Cypriniformes; Cobitidae. The record is from RefSeq and is a predicted model, not a curated record. Gene Ontology annotation, cellular component: U2-type spliceosomal complex; post-mRNA release spliceosomal complex.
ACCUCAUAAUCGAUUUCAGAGUUAGCGAUCUGCUAUCCAUGCUUUAAUUUUACAAUGGAGAAGCCUGUUGGUGCUUUACAAGAACAAGCUUUAAAAAGAAAGGAAAGAUUAAAAGCGUUACGAGAUCGGCAGCUUCAAGGCCGAGCACCAGAUGAUGGAGAGCCUGAAAGCAAAAGAGCCCUAGAGGAGUCUGAAGCAGAGGAGAGACACAGAGAGCUGAAGUUGAGAAAUUACACCCCGGAGGACGAGGAGCUGAAGGAGAGACAGGUGCCCAAAGCAAAGCCUGCAUCAGUUGAGGACAAGGUCAAAGACCAGCUGGAAGCUGCAAACCCAGAGCCGGUGAUCGAGGAAGUGGAUCUGGCCAAUCUUGCCCCUAGAAAACCAGACUGGGAUCUGAAGAGGGACGUUGCCAAAAAGCUUGAGAAAUUAGAGAGGCGAACACAGAAAGCCAUCGCUGAACUUAUACGUGAGCGGCUGAAGGGCAGUGAGGAAGAGCUGGCAGGAGCGGUUGGAGCAGUUCGUGUAGAAGAAGGAGACUCAGACUGACUGUGAUGAAUAAUCCCACAAAACAGAUUUUUUAGGGGUCUAUUUUUUCAAACACAGCAGUGUCAAAGCAGCAGACAGCAUGCGUUUACACACAAACCAUGCUGUAUGUGUCUGUUAAAGAGAAUGAGAUGCAGAAAAAAAUGAAAUGCAGGUGUUUUUGAUUUUUCUUUGUGUACUGCGCAGCAAACUGUAUAAAGUCUUUUUUAUUUUUUGUUGUUGUUUAUAAGUAAACAAACUUUUUCCUAAA